GCAGUGGCGCGCACGGCCGGAGCACACGCUCCAGGCGAGGGGAAUCAUAGCCGGGAAGACGGGAGCCUGCACAGCGCCGCUCUCCCUGCCGCCGGGGAGGAGGCACGCUUCGCGCUGCUGCUCGCCACGCUGGAAACAUUUACACUGACCGUACUAUGCCUCGGCUCUGUUCGGCGUGCCAGCCCUGGGUGCGAGCGGAGGCUGAAGACGCCACAGUGGGGUUCCAGCUGGUUGAUUAAUGAGAAAAAUAAUGUAUUUUGGUGGUACAUGCCAGAGUCCUGCUCUCCCCUCCCUGGGCCGACCACCAGCCCCUCCUUUGCAGCCAUCAUUGGAUAUUAAGCCCUUUCUUCCCUUUCCUAUUGACACUGCAGCAGCAGUCAACCUGUUUCCCAAUUUUAACGCAAUGGAUCCUAUUCAGAAAGCUGUAAUAAACCAUACAUUCGGAGUUCCUCUUCCUCAUCGGAGAAAGCAAAUCAUCUCAUGCAACAUUUGCCAGUUGAGAUUUAAUUCUGAUAGCCAGGCUGCGGCCCAUUACAAAGGCACGAAACAUGCCAAGAAGCUCAAAGCACUGGAAGCCAUGAAAAAUAAACAGAAAUCUGUCACUGCCAAGGACAGCGCAAAGACUACCUUCACCUCCAUCACUACCAAUCCCAUCACCACCAGCUCUGACAAAACAGAGAGUACCACAGUGACACCAGUAAUAUCAACAACAAGUGUCCAAAUGCAGAAGAUCAGUUCAGGAGCAACUGAGAUCACCUCUAAAGUAGAAAAAAGCCCCACAGCAGCAGCAGCCGCUGGCAACAAUUCACAUCCUUCCACAGAGACUGAGGAAGAAAAGGCAAAGAGGUUGCUUUAUUGUUCGCUAUGCAAGGUGGCUGUGAACUCUGCCUCACAGCUGGAGGCUCAUAACAGUGGUACUAAGCACAAAACCAUGCUAGAAGCACGCAGUGGAAGUGGAACUAUCAAGGCCUUUCCUCGGUCCGGAAUGAAGGGCAAAGGACCAGUUAAUAAGGGAAACACAGGGCUCCAAAACAAAACAUUUCACUGUGAAAUAUGUGAUGUGCAUGUCAACUCAGAAACACAACUCAAACAGCACAUUAGCAGUAGAAGGCACAAAGACCGAGCUGCUGGGAAGCCCCCCAAACCUAAAUACAGCCCCUACAACAAACUGCAGAAGGCAGCACAUCCACUGGGGGUAAAAUUAGUAUUUUCAAAAGAAUCCUCAAAACCACUGGCUCCCAGAAUUCUCUCAAACCCACUAGCAGCUGCAGCAGCUGCAGCUGCUGUGGCAGUGAAUUCCCCCUUCAGUCUUCGAACUACCCCAGCAGCCACCCUCUUCCAGACCUCUGCACUUCCUCCAGCCCUUCUGAGGCCAGCUCCUGGACCCAUUCGGACCACCCACACUCCUGUGCUCUUUGCUCCAUACUGAAUUCUAAACAGGAGGUGUUGUACUGCAAUAAUUUAAAAAAAAAGAGAGAGAGAGAAACUAUAAUCAAAGAAAAGAGAACUAUGCAGUGUUUAUUUAUAGUUUAAAAUGUGUCUGAAGAGCCAGGACUUUUGAUAGUAAAAUGAAAAGAUUAUUAAAAAAAAAAAAAAAAGCAUAGGGGUCAGGCUAGGGGGAGGGGAGGGAAGGAGUGCCAUUUUCUCCAAAUUAAAGCAUUCUUCUUGAACACUGUUUUAGAAGUUAUUUCCAGCACUGACUAAUAGUGGUAUCUAGAACUUCCAGAGUUUUUGUGAAGGUGCUUUUUGAGCACUGUUUCCCCUGCAUUGUCUUUCCUGCUUUCUGAAACAAUUGUACAUUGUUUAAGGGCAUUAACUGGUUCCAAUGUAUAUACAAUAAUUUACUCUGUAGAUUAUAAUAAUAUAUAAAAGGAAAAACAACAAAACAAAAGAAACACUGUGAAUAGUCAUGCCCUUUCUGGUCCUCUGGCUAUGACAGCAGUUAUUGGGUAUGUAUCCAAACAAAAGUAGAUACAAUAGAUGUCUUGUCAAACAAUAGUGCUGUGUCUCAAUCUAUGCCAUUAGGUUUUAAUGAAUUGCAAAAAGGUAGAAUGAACAGCUAUUCCAUAUCUAUAAUAUGUAAAAACAAACACCAGAUGGUAUCUUGGAAGCCUCCAUGAUCAGCACCCCUCUCUUGUAUGCUUAGAAGUGGAACAGCACCUGAAAGUCAUUUCAUCGGUAAAUACUAGUUUCCUACCUGGAAACAGGCAUUGCUGGAGCUAGUGAAGUGUUCAGAACGGCAAUGUAUCUGAAAACUGAUCAACUCAUGUGCAUGGGCAAAAAAUAAGAAAUGAAUAUAACUGUUUUAUUCUAAACAUGAGGAGCCUUCAAAAUCUAAGAUGAUGAUGUGAAAUGAACACAGGUCUUCAAAAGCAGAGAAACUAGUCAUUUGCAACAUCCCUUUAUGUCACUCCAGUAGUCCAUAUCACAGUGUUUUGCUUUAAAAAUGAAUGUAUGAAGACAGACAUAAGCAUGAGCUAUGGCUGUGUUUAUUAUUAUUUUUUCCUACUGACUUGACAUAAAUCUCUAACAAACUUUUAAUUGUUAGUACUUUCAAGAAAAAUUAAUCUGAGUUCACUGCACACUAAUGAUAUGGCAUAAACAAAGUGUAUUAGCAAGGUCCCCUAGACCAUUAUUUCUCCAGUGGCAUUGUAAAAUAAGAAUGGGCUUUGAUAUUUACCACAAAGCUGAAAGGAAAUGACAUUUUAUCUUUAAAAAAGAUUUA
Molecule: messenger RNA, 2725 nt
Organism: Psammomys obesus (fat sand rat)
Lineage: Eukaryota; Metazoa; Chordata; Mammalia; Rodentia; Muridae
Gene: Znf385d
Product: zinc finger protein 385D
Exons: 8
Coding region: 239-1429 (396 amino acids)
Cellular component (GO): nucleus
Molecular function (GO): nucleic acid binding; zinc ion binding
Source: RefSeq, a predicted model, not a curated record